Molecule: messenger RNA, 1002 nt
Organism: Anopheles marshallii
Lineage: Eukaryota; Metazoa; Arthropoda; Insecta; Diptera; Culicidae
Product: tRNA methyltransferase 10 homolog A
Exons: 1
Coding region: 1-1002 (333 amino acids)
Biological process (GO): tRNA N1-guanine methylation
Cellular component (GO): nucleoplasm; nucleus
Molecular function (GO): tRNA binding
Source: RefSeq, a predicted model, not a curated record
AUGGAAAAUAUUUCCCAUUAUGAUACGGAGAAAGAAGUGCCAACUGUCGACCAUGAUAUCAUACCGAAGCAAAUGGAAUCCACAAACUGUUCGGUAACGUCAAUAGCUUCCGUAUUGGACGGAGACAAAGAACCCGAGAUUCCACAAUCCGACCCGGAAGGACGUGAUGCAGAAAAGCAAGAGGAAAACAAUCAACUUAACACUACGCAGCCGCCGGUGGAACUUUCAAAGCGACAACGGAAAAAGCUGCUCAAACUAGAAAACUGGGAAAAGAAGAAAAAGGAAAAACGCCUGAAGGAAAAGGAAAAGAUGCGAACGAAGCGUAUCGAAGCCGUCCGGCAAGGACUGCCGGUUCGGAACGGACCAAGCCGUAAGGAGUUGAAACGCCAUAAACCUAGCUACACUGAGGCAACAAUAGAAAUUGCCGUAGACCUUAGCUUCGACCAGAUGAUGAUAGACAAGGAUGUGGCUAAAUGUGUGAAGCAGCUGUUACGCAUCUACACACUUAAUCGCCGGUCGGAGCGACCCAUUCCGUUGCACUUUGUCGGUAUCGAGAAGGGCGGUGCGGUCGAGCGACAUCUGGCACGCAACGAUGGCUACCAGCACUGGGACGUGCGGUUCAGCAGUGAACAUUUUAUGCAACUGUUUAAACCAUCCAGCCUGGUCUAUUUGACGAGCGAGUCGGACAAUGUGCUGGAUCGACUCGAGACCGGGUGUGUGUACGUGAUCGGUGGGUUGGUCGAUCACAACCAGCACAAGGGCCACUGUUACCAGCUGGCGCAGCAGCACGGUAUCCGGCACGCCCGUUUACCCCUCGCCGAACAUCUAGUUAUCAAGACGCGCACUAUCCUAACGAUCAAUCAGGUGUUCGAGAUAUUGCAUAGUGUGCACAUGGGCAAGGAGUGGCAACCGACGCUGUUGCAGGUGCUGCCGGCACGGAAAGGCGUAAUACCGAAAUCGUUGGAAGUGGCAAACGAUGAUCAGACCUUGCGAACAAUAUGA